GGUAUUAUUAUCGCUUUUCAAUUACCUUCGGGCCCUUUGGAGUCUCCUUGGCUGAUACGAAAAUUUACAUAGGGAUGGAAGCAACCGCGACAACAGCGAGUUUGAAUGUGGAUGACGAUUUAGAUAUUUGUACUUCGGCGAAAUUGGUCAAAACUUUGGAGAGAAAUGGUAUCACUGCGGGAGACAUCAAAAAGCUGCAGGAAGCUGGCUUCUACACUGUGGAAUCAGUGGCUUAUGCACCUAAAAAACAUCUCGUAACAAUUAAAGGCAUCAGUGAGGCCAAGGCAGAUAAAUUACUGCAGGAAGCCUCGAAGCUGGUCAACAUGGGUUUCAGGAGUGCUACAGAGAUACAUCAGAUACGUGCUAAUAUCGUUUAUAUCACUACAGGAUCAAAAGAAUUGGAUAAUUUGUUAGGGGGAGGGAUAGAGACAGGGUCCAUUACUGAGCUUUUUGGAGAAUUCAGAUCAGGAAAGUCUCAAUUAUGUCACACCCUAGCUGUCAAUUGUCAAUUACCAAUCAGCAUGGGUGGAGCUGAAGGAAGAUGUUUGUAUAUAGACACAGAGAAUGGUUUUAGACCAGAGAGAUUAACAGCUGUGGCUGAAAGAUACAAGAUCAGUGGAGACUCGGUUCUUGACAAUGUCGCCUGUGCUAGAGCAUUCAACACCGAUCAUCAGACUCAGUUAGUGGUACAAGCCAGUGCCAUGAUGACUGAGGCUAGAUAUGCCUUGUUGAUCAUCGAUAGUGCAACCAGUCUGUACAGAACCGAUUACUGUGGCAGAGGUGAGUUAAGCGAAAGACAACAGCAUCUGGCGCGCUUCCUCAGGAUGUUACUGCGAAUAGCAGAUGAGCACGGGAUUGCUGUUGUUAUAACAAACCAAGUGGUUGCUCAAGUUGAUGGUGCUGCUAGUAUGUUUGGCGGUGACCAGAAGAAACCAAUUGGCGGCCACAUAUUGGCACAUUCAAGUACGACAAGAUUGUAUUUGCGUAAAGGCAGAGGAGAAACUAGAAUAUGUAAGAUAUAUGAUUCUCCUUGUCUGCCAGAGAACGAAGCAACAUUUGCUAUAUACUCGGAUGGUGUCAGUGAUGUAAAAGAAUAGACUUGUUACACAUGUUAAGCGCAAUAUUACUACAGAUUAUAAGUUAUUUUCAUACAUACAUUAAUACGCAUACAUUAUCAUUUAUUUUGUUACUAUUAAUAAAAGCUCCCAUCUUGUGAGGAGUCUAUAAAUCAAUGUAAUUUAACAUAACCAUGAAAAGAAGAGAAUAAGUAUAUAUUUUUCUUAGAAUAUUUUGUAUAACAUUGUAAAGGCAAAGAUUUAAUACAAAUUUCAUGUGCACAUGAAUUUGGUUUUGUCAAGCCACUUUUGUGUCAUUAUAUUUGAUGUUA
Molecule: messenger RNA, 1387 nt
Organism: Harpegnathos saltator (Jerdon's jumping ant)
Lineage: Eukaryota; Metazoa; Arthropoda; Insecta; Hymenoptera; Formicidae
Product: RAD51 recombinase homolog spn-A
Exons: 3
Coding region: 75-1097 (340 amino acids)
Biological process (GO): mitotic recombination; DNA strand invasion; reciprocal meiotic recombination
Cellular component (GO): condensed nuclear chromosome
Molecular function (GO): ATP binding; ATP-dependent DNA damage sensor activity; DNA strand exchange activity
Source: RefSeq, a predicted model, not a curated record